GAGAGAGAGCGCGAGAGGAGAGCGAGAGAGCGAGCUGCGAGCUGUGCUGCCGCCGCCGCUGCCCUUUGAUCCCGACAUUAGUGUUAGGGGCUCGGAGACACAGCGCGCGGCCAUAGACACCGCCGCACCGGCGCUCAUUUAUUUAUACCUCCCAUCACACGCGAGCACAGGACACACACACACUCACACCUAUUAGAUCCGUUUCCAUUGAAGAAUAUUACGCUCGGGGACAAGCCAGGUGCACGACCAAAAAAUUAAAAAAAAAAAAAGAAAAGAAAAAAAAGAAAGAAAGAAAGAAAGGAAAGAAGAAAACCCCUCUUCUGGCUCCAGGAAACAAGCUUCAACCCAUUGCACACACCGGAGAGAAGGGGUUUCCCCCUGCCCGCCCCCCAACUACCUCCCCGCUCCUGCCAGUGUCUGCCUGUCUGCCCCCACGGGGGUUUAUUUGAUCUCACAUUAACCGAGGAGGAGAAUGUGAGAAAAGGGGGAAAAUGCCCAGGAGGAAGCAGGAGCAGCCCAAGCGCCUUCCCUCACAUGUUAGUAGGCAGGACGAGGCGGAGGGCGAGUUCAGCGAAGGAGAACACUGGUAUGGGAACUCCUCUGAGACUCCAUCAGAAGCGUCCUAUGGGGAAGUCCAGGAGAACUAUGCGCUAUCCCUGGAGGACCGGAUCCAAGAGCAGUCCACAUCCCCCGACACCUCCCUGGGCAGUGCCACCCCCAGCAGCCACACGCUGGAACUGGUGGCCCUUGACGGUGAGGUCCUUCGAGACUCGCUGCAGUGUCCAGACCACCUUUCGCCUGGAGUGUCUUCUGUGUGUGACGAUGACCCACCUAGCUCGAAUAAACCUCUGAGCAGCAACUUGAGGCGGCUGCUGGAGGCCGGGUCCCUUAAACUCGAUGCCACAGCCAAUGGCAGGGUGGAGUCCCCCGUGAAUGUUGGCACCCGUCUGUCAUUUUCGCCGCCUUCCCAUCAUGCCCAGCAACUCAGUGUCCUGGCCAGGAAGCUGGCCGAGAAGCAGGAUCAGAGUGACCAAUAUACCCCCAGUAACCGUUUCCUAUGGAACCAAGGUAAGUGGUUGCCGAACUCAACCACCACCUGCGGCCUGUCCCCAGAUUCGGCCAUCCUCAAACUGAAAGCUGCAGCCAAUGCUGUUCUGCAGGACAAGUCCCUGUCCCGGACAGAGGAGAGCCUGAGGUUUGAGUCCUUUUCCUCCCCCUUCAGCUCCCAGUCUGCCAGCUCUACCUUGGCAGCUUUGUCUAAGAAAGUGAGCGAGAGAAGUCUGACCCCCGGUCAGGAGCACCCACCUCCAGCCAGCUCUUUCCUGUCACUGGCCUCCAUGACGUCCUCUGCGGCCCUUCUGAAAGAGGUGGCCGCCAGGGCCGCGGGGAGCCUCCUGGCUGAGAAGUCGUCCUUGUUGCCCGACGACCCUCUACCGCUGCCGCCUUCUGAGAAGAAGCCAGAAAAAGUCACCCCCCCACCACCACCUCCUCCGCCCGCGCAGCCUCAAUCCUUGGAAUUAUUGUUACUUCCGGUUUCCAAGGGAAGAGUCUCCAAGCCCUCCAAUUCAGUCCCAGAAGAAGAGAGCGGGAAGCCUUUCCAGUGUCCAAUAUGCGGCUUGGUUAUAAAAAGGAAGAGUUACUGGAAGCGGCACAUGGUGAUACACACAGGUUUAAAAAGCCACCAGUGUCCGCUCUGUCCAUUCCGCUGUGCUCGCAAGGACAAUCUCAAAUCCCACAUGAAGGUUCAUCAGCACCAGGAUCGGGGAGAGACCUUUCAGUGCCAGCUGUGCCCUUUCACCUCCUCACGCCACUUCAGCCUGAAACUGCACAUGCGUUGCCAUCAGCACUUCCUGAGGACAGAGGCCAAGGUGAAGGAGGAGAUCCCAGACCCAGAUGUCAAGGGAUCUCCCCACCUCAGUGACAGUGGCUGCCUGGGGCAGCAGAGGGAAGGAGGAGGGACAGAGCUAGUGGGGACCGUGAUGACGUCUAAUACUCCAGAGAGGACUGGCCAGGGUGGGGCUGGCAUGGCACCUUUGCUGGUGAAGGAGGAACCCAAGGAAGAUAACAGCCUGCCCGCCUCCUUUACUCUGAAUGCUGCCGACAGGCCCGCCAACCACACAAAGCUGAAAGACCCCUCCGAGUUUGUGUCCAACAGUGCAGCAGCAUUGUUCAGCCAGGACAUCUCGGUUAAGAUGGCCUCCGAUUUUCUCAUGAAGCUGUCAGCUGCAAACCAGAAGGAGCCUAUGAAUCUUAACUUUAAAGUGAAGGAGGAACCCAAGGAAGAGGAGGCCCUAAGCACGCCCUUGCCCCGGUCCAGCUACGUGUUCAGCCCGGAACCGGAAGUGGCCACCCCUAACCUCUCCGAGGACCCACUGACUCCCCAGGAAAGCAAGGGGAGCGUGCCAAGGCGUGACCUGUCUGCCAAAGCUGCCUCAGAACUUCUCAUGAAGCUCUCAGCGGAAAGCUACAAGGAAACACAAGCAGUGAAAGUUAAAGAGGAACCCAUGGAGGUGGACAUCCAGGACUCCCCAGUCCCCAUAUCUCCCAGCCGGACCCUUGGCUACAGCACUUUAAUGGGGCGAGAGAAAACUGAACCCUUACAGAAGCUUCCAGAAGGUAGAGUUCCCCCGGAGAGGAAUCUCUUCAGCCAGGACAUCUCCGUGAAGAUGGCUUCUGAGCUUCUUUUUCAGCUCUCGGAAAAAGUGAGCAAAGAACACAAUCACACAAAGGAAAACACCAUUCGGACGACCACCAGCCCUUUCUUUUCAGAAGACACAUUUAGACAAUCACCAUUCACCUCCAAUUCAAAAGAUCUGCUGCCUGGAGAAGCUGCGCCGCACGGAAGAAUACCAGCUCCAGAGACAGAAAAGCUAGUCCUCGAGGCAGGAAAUGGAUUACCGUCCUGGAAGUUCAAUGACCAGCUCUUUCCCUGCGAUGUAUGUGGGAAAGUGUUUGGCCGACAGCAGACAUUGUCGCGACACCUCUCUCUGCACACAGAGGAAAGAAAAUACAAAUGCCAUUUGUGCCCCUACGCUGCCAAGUGCCGUGCAAAUCUAAACCAGCACUUGACCGUACACUCUGUGAAGCUGGUGAGUACCGACGCCGAGGACAUCGUCAGCGCCGUCACUUCUGAAGGCGGUGACGGGAGGAAACACCCGUAUUAUUACAGUUGCCACGUGUGUGGAUUUGAGACUGAACUCAAUGUCCAGUUUGUCAGCCACAUGUCACUUCACGUGGACAAGGAGCAGUGGAUGUUUUCCAUUUGCUGCACAGCCUGUGACUUUGUCACCAUGGAGGAAGCAGAGAUAAAGAACCACAUUGGCACCAAGCACACAGGGGAUGACAGGAAGACCCCCAGUGAAUCAAACAGCCCCUCCUCAUCCUCGCUGUCAACUCUGAGUGAUUCCGCCAAUGGCAAAGAUGACUCAGACAGCUCCCAGAAAAACAAGGGUGGGGACAACUUGCUGGUCAUCUCUGUGGUACCUGGGGGCCAGCCCUCACUGAACAGCGAGGAGAAGCCAGAGAAAGCUUCGGUCCUUUCAGGGUUCGAAUGCGUUUUUUGCAACUUUGUCUGCAAAACGAAGAAUAUGUUUGAGCGCCACCUGCAAAUCCACCUCAUCACCCGGAUGUUUGAGUGUGACGUGUGCCACAAGUUCAUGAAGACCCCUGAACAGCUGCUGGAGCACAAGAAAUGCCACACUGUCCCCACCGGUGGGCUCAAGUGCCCAUUCUGCAUUUAUUCCACCAACCGCCCUGCUGCCAUGGAGUGCCACCUCAAGACCCACUACAAGAUGGAGUACAAGUGCCGGAUCUGCCAGACGGUGAAGGCCAACCAGCUGGAGCUGGAGACGCACACCCGCGAGCAUCGCCUGGGCAACCACUACAAGUGUGACCAGUGCGGCUACCUGUCUAAGACGGCCAACAAGCUCAUCGAGCAUGUGCGCGUGCACACCGGGGAGCGGCCCUUCCACUGUGACCAGUGCAGCUACAGCUGCAAGCGCAAGGACAAUCUCAACCUGCACAAGAAGCUGAAGCAUGCCCCCCGCCAGACCUUCAGCUGUGGAGAGUGCCUGUUCAAGACCACACACCCUUUCGUCUUCAGCCGUCACGUGAAGAAGCACCAGAGUGGGGACGGCCCCGAGGAGGACAAGAAAGGCCUGAGUCCAGCCUCCAGAGAGCCACCUGGCCCUGGAGCCCCACUCCUGGUUGUGGGGGGUGGCCGGAGUCUCUUGUCCCCACUGUCAGUCAUGUCUGCCUCGCAGGCUCUGCAGACCGUGGCCUUGUCAGCAGCCCACAGCAGCAGCUCGGAGCCCAACCUGGCGCUCAGGGCCUUGGCCUUCAACGGCUCCCCACUGCGUCUUGACAAAUACCGGAACUCGGAUUUUGCCCAUCUCAUUCCCUUAACAAUGUUGUACCCCAAGAACCACCUGGAUCUCACAUUCCACCCUCCCCGACCUCAGACUGCGCCUCCCAGCAUCCCCUCACCCAAACACUCCUUCCUUGCCUAUCUUGGACUAAGAGAAAGAGCAGAGACUGUCUGAGGACAGCCACGUUCUGUACCAAAAACCAAGAGACAGAGACAGGAAAAGACAAAACCCCACAAAACUUAAACACAACCCCAGCAGGUGUAUGUUGCUGCAGAACCUACAGGCCCCAGGGGUCUGGACCAUGUGUGCUGUAUAUCUUUAGUAAGGAGUAGAAAAUUGGCUCUGUAUGUAUACCAAUUGCAUUGACCGGAAAGCUGCUUUAGCCAAUCUUCAGAGAGGUGUUGCUGCCUGCUCCUCCCGUCAGAGGCAUGCCUCCCCAGCCAUCGCUCCCACUCUCAGCCUCCUGAGUACUUCUCUCUCAAAGGAAUUUUGUCAUGUUAAACCCUAAAGAGAAUGUCCUUAAUAGCAGUCAGCACUUGGAAACUUCUCUACUGGUACAUUGGGUUUUCUCUUGGGUGACUGGGCUAUUGUGGACAUUUGUGAAUUGGAAAAGAGAAAAUGUGUGGUGUGUGUGUGUGUGUGUGUGUGUGGUGUGUAUGUAUGUGAUAUGAUGUGUGUGUAUGUCUGUGUGGUGUGUAUGUAUGUGAUGUGUGUGUGGUAUGUAUGUAUGUGAUAUGAUGUGUGUGUAUGUGUGUGUGGUGUGUAUGUAUGUGAUGUGUGUGUGGUAUGUAUGUAUGUGAUGUGUGUAUAAUGUGUGUGGUGUGUGUGUGAUGUGUGUAUAAUGUGUGUGUGUCUGUGUGUGUGGUGUGUAUGUGAUGUGUGUAUAAUGUGUGUGUGGUGUAUGUGUUAUGUGUAUAAUGUGUGUGUGUCUGUGUGUGUGGUGUGUAUGUGAUGUGUGUAUAAUGUGUGUGUGUGUGUGGUUUGUGCCAUGACAUUUCUAUCGCACAUUCUUUUUAUACUGGCCUUUCUAAUAGUGGUGAACAUUCUUUCUCUCCCCUUCUGGAUUGUUCAUCUACUACAGUCCCCUCACCUCCUUCACGGCCUUUCUCUCCCUAUUGUAUGGCUAUACAGUGGUAGGGCCUGGUACUUAGUGGAUCAAGACCUGCAGGGUGUCAGGGUGUUUCCAGUGGAGUGCUCAGCCUGGCAUUCACAUCUGCACUUGGGGAGAUGCAAAGAAUCAGGUGACCGCUCUGUUAAGAAAUGUCUCACCAUCUCCCAGCACUGCAGUUGGCAGCUGACAUCACAAACUUGGAUGUUCUGUGUGUGUGUGCCCAGGUGAAGGCAAGGUGUUCUGUGAAUGCACAGACACACACACACACACACGAGUGCAUUCUUUCUUAAGGGCAGAAUAUAUAUGUGUGUGAUAUAUUGAUUCAGUUGUUUGCAGGAAAAAAAACUUGUAUGAAUGGAAAUUGUUAUGGUUGAUAAAUCCAGCCAAGGAGAUUAAGGGUUUGGAUCGAUUCUGGGUGGAAAUGCCCAGACUAAAAACAAACGCAGCUUUGCACAGCGCGUUGGUCUUGCACUAGUUUUGUUUCUCAUUGGGGGAAAGGAAUAAGUAAAAGAAAAGGAAGGAAUUGUACCUUUUUUAUGGAAUGAGUAGACUGUGUGUCUGAAAUUUUAGCCACGACCUCUUUGACGUAUAAGGAAGGACCCAACAAAAAGGUGCUGUUAGUCCUAUGCCUCAGUUGAUGCCCCGGGAGUCCCCACUGCUCUCAGAGCCUCUGGUAUAGUGUACCCUCCACGGAUUAGCGACCCAUAUUCCGUUUUGCUAACGCCUCGUAGACGUAGCCUGCUAGGAGGCUGACGUCAUACUUAUUUAAAGCCCUUAUUUUUAUGGUCAUUAAAAUGGCAACUUAUUGCAGCACUUUAUCGCAGGUGUGGGUCGGUCGCAUAGCCCUCUGCUCGUCUUAACAAGUGAUGGAUGCUUUCAAAAGGAAAAGAAAGUCUCUGGCUGAACACGUUCAUGGCUUGUACUUGUACAACAGCAGGAUUUCCAGUGUGCGGCACCUGAAAGAGCGGGGAGAAAUGUGCUGUAUGAAAAUGAGACAUUGGAAUCUGAAAGUUUCUGUAGUAUUUGUCAGUGGAAGAACUGGUGUCCAUGAGGAAUGCUUUCUAACCAUUGCUGUUUGCCCUCGUGGUAGCAUCCUCGAGCUGGGCUCAUACCCACCUUUCUCUUUCAGUACUUUAACCAGGGGGGAAAUAAAAGCAUCCCUGACUUUCUUCCUCUAGUCAGAAGCCAGAAGACUGUCCAUCUUCAUCCCACAGGCUCCCCAUCCUCCUCAGCCUCUCUCUCGAAAACCUAGCAGCUCUCUACUUCCCUCCCCACACCUGCCACCCAGCCAUGGGUGAGGAGCCUAAUUAGGGCCCUGGCAAACAAGUUUACACUACGGAGAUGUCCACAAGGCAGGGAGACCACCCAGCUAGCACAGGAAGGCCCCAAAGCCUCCGCCGUUCUCCUGCAGAGACCUUCACUCUUGGCCUUGUGUAAAAUGUUGCUCAACUCGCCAUGUCAAUAUCUCAGUAAAAGACACUCUCUACUUUCUGGACAAUAUGCCCCCAAGGUCACUCUGGGUUUAUGGGUGGGUUCGUUGUUUUUUAUUUGCUUUUGUUUUUGUUUUAAAGCUGUGUUCUUAUCCCCAUUUAAUGGAGAAUAUGCCACUUGGCUAAUCAUGUGUUUUCAAACCUGCAGGCUCAGUGACGCCAGUUGUGGGGCCACAGUGGUCCCCAGAGGUGGGCAGAAAGGUGACCCCCCUGAAGUACCCACAGGUUAAGAACCUGGAUGGGUGACCCUGACAACGAGGACCCUGGUUUUACAGCAUGCCACGUGUGCAAUAAGAGGUCUUCGGGUGGGAACUUGAGAGAGGGAAGGGGGAGGUGGAUGGAGACGUUUACUGCUCAGAUGCCGCGCAUGUCACUGCUUGCCACUGAGCCUGUGUCUGAAUGACUUAGUAAUGCUUAAUGUAAUUGGGCAACUUUUUUAGCACUUUGGAAAGAGUCAUCAACCUUUCUGGUAAAUUAUAAAAAGUUUUCUGAGUGAGAAAACGUGUGUUUGCAGUUUGUUUGACUUUUUAUAUUAUUGUUGUUGUUAUUAAUAAAGAAGAAAAUCUACAGCAUUUUUCAGAAUCCACCUAGAUAAAUGUGCCCCUGAAUCUGGUUUGCAGUUUGAUACUCGGGGAAGGAUUACUCCCUAGAUCCUUCCAGGAAGAACACUAACAUCUUUGAGACACUCGUCUAGCAGCUAACUUUGUUCUCUUUUCACUAUGCGUUCUCCCAUGAAGCUGGCUUGGUUUUCCACGUAGUAAUGCAGUUAGGGCCCUCGGCACUUUCUUUCUCCUUGCCUUUCUUCUCCUCUCUCUCUUUUUUUUAACUCUUCAUAUUAUGUUCAGAUGGUCAUACUGUAAAGGUUUGUGUACAUUACUGAAAAUUUGUAUUGUAUAAAGCUUUUGCAUUACAAGGCUGUACAGGGUCAUUUUGACAGUAACUGGUAUUUUCCUUUGCAUCUUACGUUGCAUUGCCAAUUUCUAGUGUAUCAAGU
This is a messenger RNA of Chionomys nivalis (European snow vole), 7962 nucleotides long. RefSeq names its product zinc finger protein 827 (gene Znf827). Gene Ontology annotation, cellular component: nucleus. The transcript is spliced from 14 exons. NCBI's taxonomy places the organism in Eukaryota, Metazoa, Chordata, Mammalia, Rodentia, Cricetidae. Gene Ontology annotation, biological process: regulation of transcription by RNA polymerase II. Gene Ontology annotation, molecular function: RNA polymerase II transcription regulatory region sequence-specific DNA binding; DNA-binding transcription factor activity, RNA polymerase II-specific. The record is from RefSeq and is a predicted model, not a curated record. Bases 492 to 4541 code for a protein of 1349 amino acids.